Molecule: messenger RNA, 788 nt
Organism: Solanum lycopersicum (tomato)
Lineage: Eukaryota; Viridiplantae; Streptophyta; Magnoliopsida; Solanales; Solanaceae
Source: RefSeq, a predicted model, not a curated record
AUGUCGAUGGAAGGUAAAGAGAGAGUAAUUUUGACAAUUAUUAUGAUGCUAUGGUGGGGUGCGGGGAACUGUACGGCGUUCGAUUCAACAGUUGCACAAGAUGGUUCUGGCGAUUACAAAACAAUUACCGAAGCAGUAAUUGCAGCACCGAAAAUGAGUACAAAAACAUACUUUAUACAUGUCAAAAAAGGAACUUACAAUGAAAAUGUCACUAUUCCGAAUGAGAAACCAAAUAUAGCCCUUGUUGGUGAUGAAGUAUACGGCAGUGGUUUUAUUGGGAUUUCGUUGACAAUCAGAAAUACUGCUGGACCAGAAGGUGGUCAAGCAGCUGCAUUAACAAUUGCUCCUUUUAGAGGCUUUACUUCAUUUUAUCAAUGUAGUUUUUUGGGUUACCAGGAUACAAUUUUUUCCUCGGAUACUUCAUUUUUCAGAGAGUGUUUGAUAUUUGGUACAAUCGAUUUUAUCACUGGUAGCGGACGUGCUAUAUUUCAAAAUUGUCGUCUUAAAGCAAGGCCACCAAUACAUGGACAAGGAGUUAGAAUACUUGCUCCAGGGGAAGAUAGCAUUACUUCGAAUCCGGGGUUAAUUCUUCAGAACUGUAACAUAUCAACUACAAGACAAUUUAACAAGACGGAAAUUGAAAGUUUUUUAGGUUGGCCUUGGAUUAAUGGAGGGAAGGCAGUAAUUAUGUCUAGUUAUAUUAGUGAUUUUAUUGACCCAAGAGGGUGGAGUGAAAAUCCACAAGUGACGCAGACAUAUAUGGCGGAGUAUAAUAACAGGGGACCAGG